This is a messenger RNA of Cavia porcellus (domestic guinea pig), 2442 nucleotides long. Its product is annotated as broad substrate specificity ATP-binding cassette transporter ABCG2-like. The coding region runs from base 156 to 2129 and encodes 657 amino acids. Gene Ontology annotation, biological process: transmembrane transport. The transcript is spliced from 16 exons. Gene Ontology annotation, cellular component: plasma membrane. The record is from RefSeq and is a predicted model, not a curated record. NCBI's taxonomy places the organism in Eukaryota, Metazoa, Chordata, Mammalia, Rodentia, Caviidae. Gene Ontology annotation, molecular function: ATP binding; ATP hydrolysis activity; efflux transmembrane transporter activity.
ACCUGUGCCCUGUUGGCUCAAAGUUCAGCUGCGCCCUCACACCGGCAUUCCCAGCUGCUCGCCUCGAGUCCUCCGCCCGACCCAGCGCACGUCUUGCAGCCCGACUUCUAGCCUGUGGAGUCCCGGGUUGGCCCGCGCAAGGGAGAAUUCUCCACAUGUCCUCCAGUCAUGACCAGUUUUAUAUCUCAUCAUCACGAGGAAACCCACGUGGUCACCCUGGGAUGACCUUCAUGGAACUGAAGACCUGUACCACAGGGACUGUGUUAAGUUUUCAUAACAUCUCCUAUCGGGUAAAAGGAAAGAAUGGUUUUCUACUUGGUAAGAAAGCAGUGGAGAAAGAAAUAUUAUCAAAUGUGAGUGGGAUCAUGAGACCUGGCCUCAAUGCCAUUCUGGGACCAGCAGGUUCAGGCAAAUCUUCGUUGUUGAGUGUCUUAGCUGCAAGAAAAAAUCCAGAAAAAUUCUCUGGAGAUGUUUUGAUAAAUGGAGAACCUUAUCCUGCUGAUUUCAAAUGUCAUUCAGGUUAUGUGACACAAGAUGAUGUCAUGAUGGGCACAUUGACUGUGAGAGAAAACCUACACUUUUCAGCAGCUCUUCGGCUUCCAACAACCAUGAUGGAUCAUGAAAAAAAUAAAAAGAUUAAUGAAGUAAUUGAAGAAUUAGGUCUAGAUAAAGUGGCAGAUUCCAAGGUUGGAAACGAACGAAUCCAUGGUGUGUCUAGAGCAGAAAGAAAAAAGACCAGCAUUGCCAUGGAAUUGGUUACUGAUCCUUCCAUCCUGUUCCUGGAUGAGCCCACAAAUGCUUUAGACUCGAGCACAGCACAUGCUGUCCUUUUACUCCUGAAAAGGAUGUCUAAGCAGGGACGAAUGAUCAUCUUCUCCAUUCGUGACCCUCGGUAUUCCAUCUUCAAGAUGUUUGAUAGUCUCACCUUAUUGGCUGCAGGAAAGCUAAUGUUCCACGGUCCUGCACAGAUGGCUGUAGAGCACUUCACAUCAGCAGGUUACAACUGUGGACCCUACAACAACCCUGCAGACUUCUUCCUGGAUGUCAUCAGUGGAGUCUUCACUGCUGUGGAAUCAGACAGAGAGGAGGAAGACAAUGAAUGCGGUAAGACUGAAGAGUUUUCCAUGACAAAUGAGCCACUCAUAAAAAAGUUAGCUGGAUUCUGUGCUAACUCGUCUUUGUACAGAGAUACAAAAGCUGAACUAGAUCAGCUCUUAGAUGGCCAGAACAAGAGGAGCUCAGCCUUCAAGAAGUUCGCCUAUUCCACCUCCAUUUAUCAUCAACUCAGAUGGAUUAGCUGGCGCUCACUGAAAAACUUCCUGGGUGAUCGACAGAUGUGCAUAACUGAGAUCAUUAUCACAACUAUAGCAGGAUUGCUUAUGGGUGUCUUUUUCCUUGGGCUAAAAAAUGAUUGUGCUGAAAUCCAGAGUAGAGUCUGGAUGUUCUAUGUAGUGACAAUUUCCCCCUGUGUUUUCCAAUUUUCUGCAAGACACCUCUUUCUGGGGGAGAAGAAGCUCUUUAUGCAUGAGUAUAUGAAUGGAUACUACAGAGAGUUAUCUUAUUUCCUUGGAAAACUGUUAUGUGAUUUGGUACCCAGGAGGUUGUUGCAAAUUUUUAUCUCUACCUGCAUACUAUACAUCAUGGUAGGAUUGAAACCAGCAGUGGAGGCUUUCUUCAUUAUGAUUCUUACCCUUUUGAUGGUGGCUUUUUCAGUUGAUUCUGUCACACUGACCAUAACUGUAGGUCAGAAGAUGCUGCUGCCUAUAUUAACACUUCUCGUAAAUAGCUACUUUCAGUUUAUGAUGAGAUUUUGGCUUAUGACAGUUGUUUUCCAGAGCAAUGAAUUCCAGCUUUCAUGGCUUCCGUACAUCAGUAUUCCAUAUUAUGGCCUGAUGGCUUUGCAGCACAAUGAAUUUUGGGGACAAAACUUCUGUACAGGACUCAAUGAAACUGGAAGCAGUAGCUGUCCUAACUAUGUAAUAUGUUCUGGUGAAGAAUUCCUGACAAUGGCGGGUAUUGAUCUCUCUGCUUGGGGCUUGUGGAAGAAUCACGUGGUUUUGGCUCUUGUAACAAUUAUUUUCUUCAUAAUGGCCUUCUUAAAAUUAUUAUUCUUUAAGAAACAUUUUUAAAUUCUCCUUUAUAUUACUGUGAAUUACUUUCACAUUACAAAACAUCAUUAUUUACUUCCAGUGUCCAAAAAUUUUCUUUUAUUUUCUGUCACUUGUCAUCACAUUGUUGUUAGCAACAAUUUUUUUUUUAAUGGAACUAUUUAUCAAAAGCAGAGUAAACCGAGUUAUGUGAAGUUUGGGAAGACCCACAAUGAAAAACUAAAUGUAUUAUAGACUUCAUUAAAUCAUGUUGUUAGUCAACAAUCAUGGAGAAGUAAUCUAAUGUGUUAAACUGAAGAAUUAAAAUGGAAUUCCAGAAAACUUUGAAAAAACA